UUUCUCAAUGCCAAAGAACACAAUUGUAGAAGUUUACCUAUAAAAGACGUAAAUCUCGUUUAAUGUUCAUUCCUUCCAACAGAUUCAACUCUGAAAUGAUUUUGCGUAAGACUCGCUCCAAUUGAAUCUAACCUGUGAGAUCUAUGGCUAUUUGCCGCCAGCGAGAGCGCACCGUUUCAUCCACAUUGUCAAACUGACUGUUAUCAAUCUUGGCUGUUGGGAAUGGCCCGUUUUGUUGUGCGAAAUGAAAUCAUUUUCAUAUCCAUAAUUCAUUCAUACAAAAGAAACAACAUAACUUCAACAAAUUCUAUCCGGGUUAAUCAAUGAUUCACUUUGUGCUUCUCGUUAGUCGCCAAGGAAAAGUGAGACUCACCAAAUGGUAUUCACCAUAUUCCCAGAAAGAAAGAGCUAAGGUAAUUCGACAGCUUAGUGGCAUAAUACUUACCCGAGGCCCCAGGCUCUGCAACUUUGUGGAGUGGAGAGGGUUCAAAGUUGUUUACAAAAGAUAUGCGGGCCUUUAUUUCUGCAUGUGCAUCGAUUCAGAGGAUAAUGAACUAGAGAUUCUGAUGAUAGUUCACCACUAUGUUGAGAUUUUGGAUCGGUAUUUUGGCAAUGUUUGUGAGCUGGACUUGAUUUAUAACUUCCAUAAGGCCUAUUAUAUAUUGGAUGAAAUUCUGAUAGCUGGUGAACUUCAAGAGUCAAGCAAGAGAGUGGUUGGACGGCUGAUAGAUGCACAGGAUUCACUGGUGGAGGUUGCUAAAGAGCAGGCCAGUUUAGUGCGCACUAUAAUUGCACAGGCCACCAAAUAGGAGAAGAGCAAUGUCAUUUGAUCACCAAAUUUGGCUUUGUUUAGCAAUAAGAGAAAAAUACAGUGCUUUCAUUACUGUUAUUAUUAUUAUUAUUAUUUAGGAAGUGGUGUAAAUGCAUUUGUAAUUGUACCAGCAGUAUUUCUGCAGGAUAUUGUUGUUUCUGAUUUUUACUGCUUGAUGAGAAAUAAUGAAGGCUCAUAGAGGAGAUUAGAUAUUU
Mangifera indica (mango) is the source of this 1026-nucleotide messenger RNA. RefSeq names its product AP-1 complex subunit sigma-1-like. NCBI's taxonomy places the organism in Eukaryota, Viridiplantae, Streptophyta, Magnoliopsida, Sapindales, Anacardiaceae. The record is from RefSeq and is a predicted model, not a curated record. Gene Ontology annotation, biological process: vesicle-mediated transport; intracellular protein transport. Bases 324 to 809 code for a protein of 161 amino acids. Gene Ontology annotation, molecular function: clathrin-cargo adaptor activity. The transcript has 7 exons. Gene Ontology annotation, cellular component: membrane coat; intracellular membrane-bounded organelle; AP-1 adaptor complex.